Messenger RNA from Scutellospora calospora, 666 nucleotides. The record is from the annotation of a GenBank genome assembly. Lineage: Eukaryota; Fungi; Glomeromycota; Glomeromycetes; Diversisporales; Gigasporaceae.
AUGCCAAAUAAUCGUAUCGACCUUCUCAAUGCAGCGUUUUCAGCAAUUAUGCCAGGAUUCCUUUUCAUAAAAGAAGAAGAAUAUAAUGAAAGGAAAAACUUACUUAUUCAACUGGACAUCGCUUUUUUACCAGUUGAUAUGUAUGCAUAUCAUAUGUGUACACUAGUUGGUGGUAAUGUUAACAAAAUUGAUGAAGAAGAAGAACUAUCUUCGGCAUCGAAAUCUCUUAAGCGAAUAAUGCUAAUAAAAAAACAAAUUCAGGAUAAAGAAGGUAUCCUGCUCAUUCAACAGAGAAUUAUUUUUGCUGGUGUGCAAUUAGAGUGUGAGAGAACGCUUUCUGAUUACUGUAUUACCAAAAGAUAUACAUUACAUUUAGUUUUAAAUAUUAAAGACAGUGGAGUUGUAAUAAGUUAUUUGAGCAAAGAUUUCUUAGAUUCAAGUUUCGAUUACGGCUUUACAAAUAUUGAUAAUAAAGAAGUGACAUACACCCGCGGAGGUGCUUCAUAUAAAAGAUCAUGUAGAUGCCAACAUUUUGCUUUAAAAGUUAUUAGAAAUUAUGAUAAUGGUGAUGAUGGAUGGCUUGAUAUUGACACACCUGUAUCUUAUAAUGGAAAUGAUAAAAUUAACUCGAAACCAAUUGCUGAAAGAAGGAUACUUGUUGAGUAG